AUGAAUUUAAGCAAUUUGAACUUUGCCGACAUGGAAAAGUCGGUCUACGGCGGGAACGUCGAGGAAGACGAGGAGUUGCUCGCCGAGCUGGCCGCCCUCCAAGAGGAGGAAAUGGGCGCAAGGAGGUUUCCUGAUUAUUUCCCUUAUCAGUGAUCAUUUCACGCUGGGAAUGAUAGUGUAUUCGUUAUAGGUUUCUAUGGAUUUUCGUCUUGAAAUCGAUGAAAAAAGCUGUUUUUUCCGUUUUGAAUGAAAUGUUUAUUUUAUUGAUUUUUUCUGUGUUCGUUUAACAUAAGGAAGCCCAUUUUCUGAUCUAUUCUGGUUUUUUUGACAUUAUACUUGUAAAAUAAAAAAAUUCCUGAAUUUUUGAAAGGAUCUUUCGGAAAAUUCUCCAAUUUUUUUAGAUUUUUGCCUGUCUUUUUUUCAAUGUUUUUUUCCCUUGAUGGAAUGAAAUAAUUUUUUUCAAUUUUUUUGGAAAUUUCAUGUUUAUUGAAUCCUCUUCCAGACCACCUGAGCCGACCAGACCGACAGGUCGUCCUGCAGCUGCACAACCUCCGCAACGAGGUCAGCCAAUAACUGAAAGAAAAAAAAUUUUGGAGGUUGAAAUAGAAUAUUAGUUCUAAAAGGAGUUAUUUCUUUUCAUUUUAGUUCUAGAUGGGAUUAUUUUUUUAUAAUAUUAAUAUUUUAGAAGUUUUUUUCCAGCGAUCCCUGGAUAAAUACCAGCCGGACAAUUUAUUUUAUUUACUAUAAACGUUUUGCGCGUCGCUUUUCAUGCAUCGCGUGCAUUGCGUACAACACAUUUUAUUUUCCGCCGUAUUGAUGGGUGUGGCGUCGAUUUGGUGUCGGGAAGUUAAAGUUAUAAAGAAACUUUUUGAAGGAUUUGAUAAGGACUUUGUAGUUUCAAGGGCAUAGGAAAAGUCGGAAAAGGUCGAGAAAUGUUCCUUUUUCUACCUUUUUGCCGCACGGCGACACCAAAUCGACGCCACGCCCACCAAAACAGCGGAAAAUAAAAUGUGUUUUACGCAGUGCACGCGAUGCAUAAAAAGCGACGCGCUAAAAGCGAGAUUGUACGUAUAUAGUGAAUAAAAUCAAUUUUCUGGCUGCUAUUCACCCAGGAUCGCCGGAAAAUUUUAUACAAUAUAAUUAUUUUAAAAAAUCCCAUCUAAAAACCAAAAUGCAGACAUAACCUCUUUUUAGAGCUAAUUUUCUAUUUCAACCUUCAAAAUUGUUUUCUGACCUCUAAACACUCGUGAAAAGCUCAAACAUACAAUAAAUUUUUCAAGAUUCGCUCUAGCCGCUGAGAAAAAUUGAGUUUAUGUCCCUUUUCAAGCCAAAUUUGUAAUCAUCGUUUUUCUAACAGUAUACUAAACUGAAAAAUGCAUGCUCGGUAGCAAUCGAAACAUGAGCGAGCCCUUUACAAUUCUAUGGCGGGGAUUUUCGUGAAACGCUCUAUAUUUAAAGAAAAACCCAAACAAAAUUUACCAAUCCAAAUCAAGAUCACGAAAAAAUGCGAAAAACAGCAAGCGCGCCCCGUCAGACGAGUGCGCGUGUGCGUCGCGUGGCGUUUUUUUUUUUACAUCAGUUUGCUUGCGUGGUGUCGCCGUGUGCCGCCAUUUUUACCACUUCUCCCUUUUUUCACCAUUUCCUGGGCUUUGAAAUCCAAGAAAAAGGAAGACUCGAUUUUAAAAAAAAUCCAUUUUGCGGCCUUUUUCUAGCCUCUACUCACCACUCCGACUUAAAAAUCAAAUCAAUUUCUUUCGAAGAUUCAUUUCCCCCAACAAUAAUUUUUCAGGUCCAAAAGCACCCGUUGGAGGCGUCCAAGCCGUCCCCGGCCUCGAUCCAAAAGCCUUGGCCGCCGCUUUGGCCGACGAUCCAGAAGACGUUGAUGAUGACGCCCUGGAGAUGGAUGACGAUUUGAUGGUUUUGAAAUAACUUAUUUCUGAAGCGAGUUGUUGAUUUCAGAACGAAUUAUCGGGUUUGGUAGGCGGAGAGGCGCCGGCGACCACGGCGGCGCCUCCUCUCCCGACGAAAGCUGGUCCGACGACAAAUCCGCAGAUCGCCCAGCUCCGACAGCUCCACAAAGCUUAUUCCGAAUGUGCGGCCCAGAGCGAGAAGGCUGGCGAGGGAGCGAAAGCUCGGAGGUUUGAGUCGUCUAGAAAAUUGAAAAAGGAUCAGGUUUUCAAAGGACUAGUAGAGAGGAGGAGUACAGACAAUUUUUUUAUUCAAAAUUCUCGACUAGAAAGCUGGCCAAAAAGACUUUAAGAAACCCUAAAAGCUGGCAAAAAAGACUCUAAGAAGAGAAGCGUCCUGAGGGAAGCCUAAGAAGCUGCAAAAACACCCUUAAAAGCUGGCGAAAAGGCCCUAAAAAUUUGGCGAAAAAUACCUCAAAAAGCUGGAAAAGAAACCUGAAAAGACUCUAAGAAGCAGGCUAAAGUCUUCAAAAAGCUGGUAGAAAGGGCCCUAAGAAGCUGCCAAAAGAGAUUUCAAAUAACUGGCAAAAAAAGCCUAGAAAGCUGGCAAAAAGGCCCCAAAGAGCUCCUAAAAAAAGACCCCAAAAAUCUGGCAAAAAAAACCCCUUUUAAGGUAGAUAAAAAGACCUCGAAAAUUUUUCCGAGGGGACUCCACGAAGUCACCAAAAAGGCUCCCAGGAAGCUCCCGAAAAGCUCCUAAAAAACCCCAAAAAGCUACCAAAAAAACCCCAAAAAGCUGGUAAAAGAGACUCUGAAAAGAUACCUAAAAGACCCUAAAAAGGUACCUAAAAAAACUCUGAAAAGCUUCCAAAAAAGACCUUGAGAAGCUUUCCGAGGGGACUCUAAGAAGUCACCAAAAAGACCCCUAGGAAGCUCCGAAAAAGCUUCUAAAAAGACCCUAAAAAACUGCCAAAAAAGCCCUAAAAAUAUUCCUAAGAGAACUCUAAGAAACUACCAGAAAAGCCCUAAGAAGCUUCCUGAAAGGACUCCAAGAAGCUUCCAAAAUAGACCAUUAAAAUAUUCCUUAGGGGACCCUAAUUAGCUGCCGAAAAAUCUUGAAAAGCUUUCUAAGAGACUCCAAAAAUCUGUCAUAAACGACUCGGCUAAAAAGUCACCUAAAAAGCAAAUUUACUCAUGAAAUAAUUAUAUCUUUGAACGGAAGGCUGUAGAAAAAAAAUUUUUUGUGAUAAAGAAAGUUUUUUUUUUCAUUGUGAGCUCUAAAUUUUGAGGUACAAAAGGACGGUGGAGAAGUUGGUUGAACUGAUUUCGAGCGCCGAACGCGGGAAGACAAUCAUGCCGGGCGAGAUUCCAGUUCCACCUCCGAAUUUUCAGGUAUUCAUCGUUCUAUACUUCUCCAGAAUGACUCGCUUCUCUGUACCCUCUUUUCCCUCGUCUUUUGGGCUGUUUUCCUAUUUCUAUGGCCUCGGUGGCGAGAGAGAAGAGAGCGCAGACAGGUCAGACUUUUUUGAGCCGUUGUGAAUAAACUAUUAGUAAAAUCAAUCAAAAAGCGCAAAAUUCUCAUUUCUCUGCGCCCUCUUUAUCCCAGUGAUCAUUUCCUAUUUUUCUGACCUCACCGGUGAGAGAAAAGAGAGCGCAGACAAGUCAUACUCCUCCAAGACGUUGCGAAUGAACUUCCCUGAUUUUGAGGCCAAACCAACAACGGAUACCACUGAAACAGCUCAUCCAGCUCACCAUGCUCCAGCUCCAUCACUCCGAGAAGCCGCCGCUGCGCCAGAACCGACGACAGCCCCGCCGCCACUCCCAGCGCGCGGAGAAUCGCGAACAGCCCCUCAAGUGGCCCCUUCACGUCAGCCUCCGCCGAUCCCCAGCCGGACAGCCUCGUCCUCUUCUCAAUCCUCGGCGGCGGUCCCUCGCGAUGACAAAAAGGAGAAAUUCCGAGCCAUCCUGCAGCAUCGGAGGGAUCUCUACGUGGCCAAUGGAAAGGUGAUUUCAGGUUUUUCCACUUAAGGGAUCACUAAGAACUAGAGUGGUCCCCCAAGGGGAGGAAAUUUCAAGUUCUGAAGGAUACGAGAAGUUUUUCCAGGCUGCCAUUGCUGCCAAGGACAAAAUGGCCGCCAAGGAAGCCGUCACGACGGCCAAGGCGUUCGAUGAAGCCUUGGCGGCCUUGGAUACGGUAUCGGCCGAUGAUUUGGACUUGAACGAGAUCCCGCCCAGCCCGCAGCCUUACAGGUCGAGAUGAACUUCAUUUUUCGUAAUGGGAGGUCCUUGGAAGGAUGUCACAGAGCGUCCCGGUCGCGUUGCAGUUGGAACAGGCUCUACAGCCAGCUUCAUAGUAGAUUUUAGUGCAUUUGCGCGCAAGUUGUUUCUGGUCGGGUGCAUUUCAAACAAGCUGUUUCGAAGUCGCUUCACGUCGAGCCAUUCCAAUUGCGACCAUGAGCUUUGACAGAGAUGGACACCUUGUUGCGGUUGUAUUAGGAUCUACAGCCGGCUUUUAUAGAUUCAGUGCGUUAGAGCGUAAGCCGUUUAGGGUCCGGCGCGUCUUGAAGUAACCGAUUCUCAGCCGUCACAUGUCAAGGCAUUCCAAAUGCGUCUGUAGGACCCCAAAUGCAUUGAAGCUCUGACACAGAAGGUCUCCUGGAAGACAGUGGUCGCAUUCAGAAUGGCCUGAAGCGUCGCGGUCGCGUUGCGGCCUAAAUAGGCUUUACAGGCGACUUUUAUAGAUUUUAGUGCAAAAGUCGUUUAAAGUCGGGCUUUGCGAAAGUCGUUUAAAGUCGGGCGCGUUUAAAGAAGCCGCUACACUUCAAGCGAUUCCAAAUGCAACCAUGGGGCUCUAGAAUGGAUUGAUCACAUCUUGAGCCAUUCCCAAUGCGACCAGGUGGAUCCAGAAUCGCGAUGAGGAUCUUUGACACGAAAGGCCAUUGGUCGCAUUCAGAAUGGCCUGAAGCGUCGCGGUCGCGUUGCGGCUGAAAUAGGCUCUAAAUCCGACUUUUAUGUAUUUCAGUGCAUUUGUGCGAAAGUCGUUUUAGGUCGGGCGCGUAAUAAAGGAGCUGCUUUUUAGCCGUUAACUACCCAAACAAGUUUAGCAUCAAUUUAUUCUUGAUUUGACUUCAGAAAGGCAAUGGACGCCCCGGGAUCUUCAGCCCCUUCAGCUCCACCUCCAGCUCAGCCCAGAGCUGCUCCAGCUCCUGCGGCAGCUCCAAAGAAGCCGGCGACCUUCAUCGAAGCUUUACAACAACGACAGGCGAAAUACCUGGAAAUGGCCGAGAAGGCGAAACGUGAGGGCAAUGAUCGGAAACACAGGUGAGAAAUGGGGAAAAAUGGAGUUUCUGUAGGGUUUUUGAGGAAAUUGGGUUUUUCUGUGAUUCACGAAGGUUUUUUGGGACUGAAAACUGUUUUUAAAUGUAUUUUGGCCAUUUUUGACUGUUUUUGAAGAGGAUUUUACUGAAAUUUGACUACAAAAAAAUUCAAAAAAAUGGUAUUUUUUUCAAAAAAAUUGCAAUGAGAAGCUUGAUAAUUAAAGAUCAAAAUUUGAAAAUAAAAAGUCAAAAAAAUUGAAGAUUUCAUGAUUUUUUGAAAAAAAUUUCGGUUCAAUAUUGAGUUUUUUUAAGUUCUAAGAGUAAUUUUGAGAAGUUUUUCGAAGAUAUUUUUCAAAAAAAUUAACUACAAAAAAAUUGAUGAAAAAAAUUGGAAAAUUCUACUGAAAACGAUCUUUUUUUGUGUUUCUCAGUAGUGGAACGUCCAGGGAUUCUCAUUUUUUUGGACGAUUUUUCAGGAUUUUUUACUUCUUUCAUUCGAAAAACAUGUGUUUAAAAUACAAAAUGAACAGAUUAAUAGAAUACAUACAGGGGCAAAGUCCAAAAGGUCUGUAAAAGGCCUCAAAAGCGCAUUUUUUCGACCUUUUUUCCGAAAAGGACCUUUUAAGGAGGUGUAAAAAAAGAAGGCCGAAAAAAGGAGGUUCCGAGAAAUUUUUGACACUUUUUCAGAAACUCAAAAAAGAGCUUAAAAAUACAGAAAACAGAAUAUUCAAGCUAACUUUUCUGAUAUUUAGGAUGAACUCCCGUUUGGCUGGGCAAUAUGGAGAUGCUGUGAAAGAGGCAAAAGCCGGCCGACCCGUGGACAUCAGUGAACUGCCCCCGGCCACCCCUGACAUGCCGCCCCUGCCACCUCAGACGGCUGGAGCUCCUCCGAAAGCUGGACCAGCUCCUGGAAGUUAGUUGGAGCUUCCAGAAACAAUGAGUUUGAAGAAUUCUUCGAAGUUUUCGGGCAAAAAAAGGCUAAAAAUUGAUUCGGGCGAAAAUAGGGCAAAAAAUGACGCAAGCAAACAACGCGCGAAGAAAUAGUUAGGGUUAGUUGGAGCUCCCAACUCAAAGAAUAAGAUUAAGGAAUCCUUCAAAGUUUUCGGGCGAAAAUCGGGCUUAAAAGGGUUCGGGCAAAAAACGGGCAAAAUGAAAUGGAAAAGAGGGCGAAAAUAGGGCAAAAAAAAAUGACUCAGGCAAAAAACGGGCAAAAAAUGGGGGAACUUUAUUCAGGGUUAGUUGGAGCUCCCAAGUCGAAAAAUAAGAUUAAAGUAUCUUUCGAAAUUUUCGGGCGAAAUUCGGGCAAAAAACGGGCAACAAACACUGAUGAAACUUUUUUUAAGGAUACUUCAGGGCCUCCUCAGGGCUGCCAUGGGGCGACCCGACCGUUGAAAACAAGUAGAAAUGAAGUGAAUGGAUGACAAACAAGCUGGAGAAUUAUAAGAACUUAGUAUCCAAUUUUAGUGAAACCCCCACCGGCCGUCGGUCCUCUGGCCCCUUCUGGAGUCGAGGGGAAGUCCCGGAACUCCAACCAACUGGAGUUUCUACUUCAACGCCAGGAGGAGUUCAAGCAGGCGGCGAUCCAUGCCAAAACUCGUGGGGAUAUUGAAACGGCGAAGAAAUAUCUUCUUGAGGCCAAGGUUGGUACAAAAAAAAAUGUUUUCAUUUUUCAACUCGUUCUUCAUUCCCAGGGCUUCGACAAGAUGAUCCAAGCGGCCCGAGCGGGACUCCCGGUCUCCAUCAAACAGACACCGAUACCGCCACAAGCCCACACGGCCUCGGCCACCCUCCAGCCACGGAUCCAGCCUUCCAGCACCAGUGUCAGCGGUGUUGAAGGUAUUAUUUUUAGUUUCAUUCUGAAGUAUAAACAUCCUGCAAAUAUAUACUAAAACGUUGGGUUGGUUGGGGCAUUCCGAAUUUUUUUUGGUACUUCAAAAAGUCAACUUCUUCUUUUUACGCCUUGAGCGGCGUCGGCGCCCAAAGUCGAUUAGCCGAGGUCCUAUCCUGAUAAUCAGUGAACUGGCUCCAGUGACAUAUCCGUCUUUGUGUGUGACGGCUGGGGAUUAUGAAGCGUACCAAUAUUUCUUAAACCCCUUGGUUGGGUCGAGGCGAGGAUCGAACUUGUGACCCUGUGGGCCGAGUACAGGCACUCAAUCUGUUGCGCUACGGCGCGCCCUGGUACUUCAAGAAGUGUUCUGAUCAAUUUUCAGAGGUUUAUAGCUGAUUCACGGCUGGCUUGAGCCAUCGGAAAAAGGGUCCUGACACGAUAAUGCACGAGAUAGUGCCUGGAUCGUGGAGAGCGCAAAGAGACCACGCCCCUUAGCGUCCCAAGCUAACCGUGAAUCAGCUAUACCUAGGGUCCGCAAGCCAUUUCUUCAGAACGAUUCAAAAAAUAUGUUUUUUACAUUGUUCGAUAGAGGAGACUGUCCAUUUUCAUAAUCCGUUUAGUUUUUGAAAAAAGGUUCACUAAGAAAAAAGUUAUGGCCAAAAAACGAGCGCGCGCGGCGUACAACUGGAGGCAAAAUCUCACGGUUUACCCGCUGCCGCACGCUUUCUUUUUAAAUGUUUUUGCGCGUUUCUGGACCGUUUUUUUAAAUCGGUUUUUCUGCUCUGAGAGGUUGUCCGAACUGAGCCUCAUGUUUUGGUAUGAAUCUUUUGUACAAUCCUCAUAAGAAUUUUUUUGAUAAAAUAUCAAAAAAACUACCUAGAAAAAAAAGGUCAAAGGGAUUUUUUUCAGCUUAUUUUUUUCUUUUUUUCUACUCAGAAAAAAAUUAUUAUCAUUCGAUUUGGAAAAAAAGAAAAAAAUGAAAAAAAUAAUGUUAUUUCGAAAUAAAACAGGAAAAAAAGUACAAUUUGACUCCGAAAAACGGCUCCUGCGACAUUUAAAAAGGGCGCAUCGGUGUGUUUGACGCAAACACUGCUACGGACACUUGCACGAAAUCUUCCGAAAUUUCAAAAAAAUUGCCAUUUUUUUCGAGGUUUUUCAAAGCCGUUAUUUUUUUCGCGUCGAUCGAUUUUUUUCAUAAUUUUUUUCAUUGAUAGAGUUUUUGAACGCUUAAUAACAUAAUCAAAAAAAUAUAGACGCGAUCCUAUUCUCUCAUGCGUCAACGAGGCAGACGAAAAAAAGGAGGUUUUGGUAAAACUCAAAUAUAAUUUGAUUCGCUGUCCCAAUAAUUAUUUUUCAUUUUGAAUUUUUUUAUUUUUUUGGACACACUGUUAGUUUUUUUAAAUCAAAUAAAAAGUAUACCAUGUCGCUGAAAUUUUUUUCCGCAUUUCAGCUUCAAAGUUUGGUGUCACUUUACAAGCUUUUAAUAUUUUUUUCGCGUCGGUAGAUUUUUUUCAUUUUCACUCAAAAAAAUAAAGAAAGUGUUAAUGUAUAACAUACUAAAAAAAUUUAGAAGCGUUCCUCACUUGGUUUUUCUGAAACGCGACGAUUUUUGUGAAACUUGUCAGUUUCUUUCGUGUUAAAUCUUACUUUUUUUCGCUUAUUUUUUUGAAGAAUACAUAGUUUUUAAAAAAAUAUUCAGUCUUGUAGAGCGUUGUCGAUUACAUAGAUUAACAGAAACAGUUCAUUUUUUUAAAGUGGGACUUUAGCUAGUAUAAACGCCUCAAAACCGUUUUUGCAACAAAAAAAUCGUCAUUUUGGUGGCGUGAAGGGGCGGGGCUUUGCGCCCCCUAGCUAUACCAGCUGCAAAGUAAAAUGACCCUUCUAGUAAAGUUUUUUCAUGAUUUUCUUAUUGAGAUUGAAUCCGAAAAACAUUGUCUGUGAUUUUUUCAAGCUUGGCUAGACGGUCAGAAACAUUCAUUUUUAAGUACCACUUUUCGGACUUUCAGAGGCGGGGUGAUCAAAUCCAUCGUUUUCGUGCAUUUCCUCAAAAUACAGAUUAUUGAUUUGAAUUAAAUACAAGCCAAAUGCGUCUAAAUUGAAAACGAAGAACAGGUGGUAUGAAAAAAACACCAGCGAAAAUUCAAACGGCGACUUUUCCGAUUUUUUCAUAUCGCUAGGGAACUUUCCGAAGAAUCUUUUUUUCCGACUUUUUUUCUCGAUAAAAUCUUCGUUUUAAAUUUUCCUAUAUAAAGUAGGUAGUUGGUUCAUGAUUAAAACACAAAGACAUAGGAAAAAAAAGUAAAUAGUUGUCUUAUAAACCGAAAAAAAUAUAAAGGAAAAAAGUCGGAAAAAAUUUCGUCGGAAAGGUGGCCGUCGGAAAUUUCCCUAGCGAAAAAUCGGAAAAGUCGCCGUUUGAAUUUGCGCUGGUGUUCUUUUCAUACCACCGAAGAACAUUUGAAAAUUUCAUUUUUUGUAAUUUUUUCUUUAUUUAACUGGAACAAAAAAGGAAAGUAAUACAACUUUUUUUGCUCAGAUUUUCAUCGGAACUAGGCGAAAAACUGUCUACAUGUACUGAAAUCACAUCUUGAAAGCCUCAACCUGUAAACCUUUUUAUUUUUCAUGCGCAUCAAGGCCAAAAAAAUCGUAAUUUUUAAAUCGUAAUUUUUUUCGUGAUUUUUUUCGUGAAAAAAAUCGUAAUUUUUUUCCAGGAAGAGGCGAGAGAUUGGCCCUGAUGGAAAAGACGUUGAUCGAACAAGUCCGUCUGGCCGAAACCAAUCAGAUGCGUUUCACAAGGCUUGGAGACGUUGGAAAGGUAGAAAAAAAUCGAUAAUUAAGAGGAUUUUUGUACGAGAAUUUAAAAAGUAUGGUGGAAAAAUAUGUGGUUUUUGGGGAAAAUAGUAGUUUUUCAAUAGCUACUAUUGAAAAAGAGCUUUUAAGGGUCAAUAAAAGAUCUUUUUCACUUUCUUUACUUGAAAAAAAAAAUUAGAAAGGUUCCAGAGGACUCAAAAAGGGUCCCCUAAGGAAGACCUUUUCUCGAACCUUUUUGAAGCCUUUUCGGAACCUUUUCAGCUCCUCUGAGGGUUCUCACAAGGAAGUUAAUUCCACUCAAAGGUUGGAGUUCUUCUAAAAAUUGGCCAGAACUUUCCUUGGUGCACCAGAAGAAGAUUCUGCAAGUCUCAACCUGCACAACUUCCCAGGUCUCAAGGAAUAAGGGUCUAACAUGGAAGGUCAUUUUUGCGUAGGGUUGGGAAUUUUCUAUAAACUUGGUCAAACAAUCUUUGAUGAACUGGGAAUCGAUCCCGCAUAGUCGCUAUCUGCGCAAACUUUUUGUUUUGGAGAUAUGAUUUUUCAAAGAUUUUGUCCUAAAACACGUGACACUGUUCGGAAGGAAUAUGUCCGCAGCACAAGUCAUUGCAUGGCAGCUAGGAGCGUGGUGCAAUGGCUAGCGCGGUAGCCUGCGAACCCUAUGAUGAAGGUUCGAAUCUUUUUGCGGUUAUCGUUUUUUGCCAUUACUUUUUUGACGGAGUAUGAUGAACAUGUCGAAAUUUCAUAACUGAGAACGUUCCAAAAUCGUUCGACGGCCAUUUUCUUCCAAAAAUAAUUUUUUUGACAAUAAUUUUUUUUUGAAAUUUUUUUGAAGUUAUGACCGACAAUCACAUCAUCAGAUACUUUUUUUUUUGAAGAACAUCACACACCAUUUAAAAGAAGCGUUAAAACUUUAUCAAAGACCUUGGCACGCUCUGGUUGAGAUAAAUAAGAGUUUGGUUUGCCUUUUUUUCUACGGAAAAGUCCAUACGAAAUAUGAAUAAAUACCUGGCAAACGAGCUUAAUUGAAAAAAAUUUUUCUUCAAUUCUCCUUUUUUUAUUUCAAUAAAAGUGAUGUUCUUCAAAAUUUCGUUUUCCAAAAGGUUUUUUUGCAAAUAAAUUCGAAGAAAAAAUAUUUUUUGAUGAUGUGAAGCAUGCCGCAACUUCAAAAAAGUUAUUUUUGGAAGAAAAUAGCCGUCGAACAAUUUUGGAACGUUUUCAGUCAUGAAAUUUCGACAUGUUCAUCAUAUUCCGUCAAAAAAGUAAUGGCAAUAAACGAUAGCCGCAAAAAGAUUCGAACCUUCAUCAUAGGGUUCGCAGGCUACCGCGCUAGCCAUUGCACCACGCUCCUAGCUGCCAUGCAAUGACUUGUGCUGCGGACACAUUCCUUCCGAACAGUGUCACGUGUUUAAGGACGAAAACUUUGAAAAAUCAUAUCUCCAAAACGAAAAGUUUGCGCAGAUAGCGACUAUGCGGGAUCGAUUCCCAGUUUAUCAAAGAUUGUUUGACCAAGUUUAUAGAAAAUUCCAAACCCUACGCAAAAAUGAACUUCCAUGUAAAGCCUCAAAAUAGCUCAUUUUAAUGGAUUUUAAGCGUUUUCUUUGAAACGUAUCUCAAAAACUAGGAAGUUGUGUAGGUUUAAGACUUUCAGAAUCUUUUUCUGGUACAUCAAGGAGUGUUUUGGGCAGUUCUCAGAAAAAUCUCAACCGCAAAGUAAAAUGACCUAACCUGUCAAAGGAACUUAUUUUAUCUAUGUUUACCGUUUCUCGGAUAGUUUUUUUCUAAACGAUUUAUAAUAUUAUAAUCGUUUUGUUUGGGAUUACUAGGUAUUCUGAAGUUUUAAUCUUCGGCACACGACAAGAGCGAGUUUUCCAUUUGCGGGGAGUACUGUAUGCGCAUUGCGUGCAUACACUUUGUGUAUUUACACUUUCGUUGCGUGACGUCACCGGGUUUUUUUUUUCCGAGUUUUUUUUCGAUUAUUUUUCAACAAUUUCUUGGUUUUGUAAGAUUUGCAUUUCUCUCGAUGAUAUUGCACGAUAAAAAACAGUACCAAGAAAAAAAAAUUGAAAAAUAUUCGAAAAAAAAAACUCGGAAACAAAAAACCCGGAGAUCUCCAACCCGGUGACGUCACGCAACAAAAGUGUAAACACGCGAAGUGUAUGCGCAUAUCCGCAUACAGUAAUCCUCGAAAAUGGAAAAACUCGCUCUUGUAGUAGCACCUGUUCUACGAAGCGUUUUACAACAAUAAUAUCGCUCAAGCUUGUCCUUUUCUCUCGAAAAAUCAAUUAGUUUACCGUUUCUUGACGGGUUUUAAAAUCUUGAAUUUGGUUUAUCCUUAAUUAUAAAUCGCAUUGCAUCCAUUUUCGAUUUUUUUUUUCUGAUUUUCAUAAUUUUCAAGAUUUUAUCAUAAUUUUCAAAUAAAAUGAAAUAUCAAAUGAAAAGAUCUUGAUUUUGAAGAGUUACUAUUCGAUAAUUUCAGGUCCGCCUAUUCGAAACUUGGGCCAAAGCUUCCAAACAAGACUUGUUGCUAGUUCGCGCCGUCGCACAGGGUGGACACAAUGUUCCCAAGUUCGUUUUAGGAAAAAUUAAGCGAUGAAAAAAUAGGCAAAGUCGGGAAAAGUUCAUAAAAAUGUUCCUUUUUGCGCCAUUUCAUUGGCUGUUAUUCACCAUUUUUGCAGCCUCUCUCUUUUUUAAAAUUUCUUGAGUCUUUAAAAUCGCAGAAAAAAUGGAAGGUUCGAUAAAGGGACCUUUUUUGCUGCCUUUUUGAGGCCUUUUUGCAGCCUUUUUGCGGCCUUUUUGCAGCCUUUUUGCGACCUUUUUGCGGCUUUUUUUUGAGCCUCUCUCUUUCAGCGGCCAUUAUCCACCAUUCCGACCCGAUAAAAGACAUGAAAAUCGCCCGAAAAUUACCUUUUUCUUGAAGAUUCCACUACGAAAUGCGACAAAUCCCGUCGGCCGACAUGUUUCCCGACCUGGCUGAAGACGUGAUCGAGCUCAAAAUCAGCGGUUGUCGGUAAGAAAAAAAAAAGUUGAAUAUUUAAUCAAUAUGUUAAGAACCGUUAAAGGAAAAUUAUUUUUUUGCGUUUAAUGACUCAAAAACUUUUUUUGAAGCUUUUUUUCAAGAUUUAUUAACUUCUAACUCACAAAAACGGCCUUUUUUUCUGAAACUGAAAGCCCGUUUUUUUCAGAUCAAAAAAAUAAUCUUUUGGUUCAUUUUUUUCUGGUCCUUGUGCGCUCUAUGGAGAUUUACUUAAAUUCUAUAUUACUCCCUUAGAAUUAUUUUUAGGGCUUUCGAAUCGAUUUCGAGUCAUUAGAAUAAGUAUAGUAGUUGGUCUAGAAAUAGCCAUAUGAAAUUAAUUUAGGAUGAAUACUUUAGCAAAAAAUAUUUAUCGAACUCAGACUUGAGAACGGUUACCGGAAGGGUCUGUUGGGUAAAAAAGUUAGAACUUUCACUUUACUGUUUUAGGGUUUCUUGAUAAUACAAAAUAUUUCGGUGCACGUAAUGGGUGUGACGUGAGGGAAAUACUCAACUAACAAGGGAACUUUUUUUGCCCCGCCCCCAAUUAUUCGAAGUGGCCAUUUUUUGAAAAUUUCAAAGUUUUUCCUGUUCUAAAUUGUUUAAGUGCACAAAACGCGUAGAGUUCUCAAUUUUGGUUUGGUUUUUGUUUCGAAAAAGUUCAAGUUUAAUCAGAAGUUUUCAAGGGGGGGUCCCUUGUGAGUUCAUCUUGCUUUUUUUUGAAACUUUCUUAAAAUUGGCCAAAACACUUCUUGAUGUACUUAAACUAGAUUUUGAAAGUCUUAACCUGCAAGAAUUCCUAUUUUCCGAGAAACGAGGGCUCAAAGCCCGAAAAUGGCCCAUUUUGAGGGUUUUCUUCGACUUCCGGGUGCUCUUUUUCGAAAAACAGAAAUUUUUGAAGAUUAUGACUUUCAGGUUCUUCUUCUAGUACAUCAAGGAGUUUUCAGGCCAACUUUCGGGGAAAUCCCGAGUUUAAGGUAGAAUGACCUUCCGUGUGGGGCUGGCCCGGGCUGAGAAAAUGGCGUUUUUCACUUUACUGUUCUAGGAUUUCUUCAAAUUACAAACUUCUUCGGUAGACAUAAUUCGAGCAACUAACACGACAUUUCCAAAAGUUCACAACUCUUCUGAAAAAUGGUUUUCAGAGACGUCCCCUUGCCGUCCGGAUAUGAGCCUCAUCACGCGAAUUUAUACAUAAAAUACACGUUUCCCUACCCGACUGAGACGCCGCAAACCGGAAAAACGAAAUACGUGGCCGACACGACGAGUCCUGGUCCGUUUUUUUUUGGGGAGGGGGGGUGUUCUGUUUUCGCGUGUCUGCGUCUCUCUGUUCCCUCACCGGCGAGGUCAGAGAAACAUGGAAAUAGCACGUUAACAUGAGAGAGACGUCGAGAGAUAAGGAGAGCGCAGAGAAAGAGGAAAGAGUGUUUUCGCGUGUCUGCGUCUCUCUGUUCCCUCACCGGCAAGGUCAGAGAAACAUGGAAAUAGCACGUAAACAUGAGAGAGACGUCGAGAGAUAAGGAGGGCCCAGAGAAGUCCCGUCAAGUGGCGAAAAACGGACUAUAUUACGAUGAAAAUAAGUUAUUCUCAUGAAGUUUUAUAGAAUUUAUCGAAAUGUGUACAAAGCUGUAGAUGAAGCCUGUUAAAAAAGUUUCGAACCAUUUUUGGGAACUUUUCGAAAUAGUAAAAGCUCGCUGUUUAGGAUACCUUGAACAUUUUAGAGUCUUUGAAAAAUCAUAUCUUGACUUAGAAUUAAUUUCAGAAGUAAAUAGAACUGGCCAGACACGUAAAAUUUGAUUUUUAGGUUAGUUUGAGAGUUUUGGAGUUUUUGAAAAAUCAUAUCUCUUUUCAGAGUUGAUUUUAAAAGCGAUAUGGUUUGUCGAAACCUCAAAAGCUUGAUUUUCAGAUAUCCUCAGAAGUUUCAAAGUUUUUGAAAAAUUUCUUGAUUCAGGAAAAAAUUUAAAAAAUCACUGCGAUCGAUUUUUUGUAGUCUGGUUUGGCUUGAAAUCCUAAGAAGAGCUUGAUUGAAUUUUUCAUUUUUUAAGCGCCUAUAACUUUGUUCACAGAUCUUCUUGGACAUUUUUGAGCGCAGAUUUGAAAUCAGCGUCGAAAAAUUCAUCUAGACGAAGAUUCAGUAGAAAUCCGCUUAGAAAAAGCUGAAAAAUGUUUUAUCUAAAAAAUGGAAUGACUUAUUUUAGUUUUCAGUUUUCACGGCUCUAUUUAGUAAUAAUCAAAGUUCUAGUUUCUGACUAUUAUCCGGGAUUACUAUCGUCCAACAAGGUGUUGGGUAUUCUCCGUAGAGCACGGUUGCACAAGAGGACGAGGCUCAAUUUUCCUGACGAAUUUUCGAUUUUCAGUUCUUGUUGUUCAAGCUACAUUCAUCAUCAGUUUGUUAUUAUGAAAAAGGGUUUUUCGAAAAUUACCAGAUCUUCUGAUUUAUUGAACAGUUGGCAUUGAAUAAUGUUUUUUUAUCUCUUUCAAAUAAUCCCCCUUGCCUUUUUCAGCCUUCAAUGAAAGCGUAAUGUUGCAAAUCGGGAGCGGAAAAUCCCGAAAUAGCAAACUUUUGCGAGCCUUCAAACGUGGAACUGUGAAAUUCGAGGUUUGAAUCCCUGAAAGAAAAAACUUCCAGUGCUUCAGGUCUUCCAAAAAGGAGGAUUUAUGAGAAGUGACAAGCUUCUCGGGACGGCUGAGUGGAAAAUUGACGCCCUUGAGUCGGCUGCAGAGCUAGAGGAGUCUUUGCCCUUGAAGGUAUGAAAAAACAAUUUGAAAAAUUAUUUUUAUGCUUGGUUUUGAGUUAAAAUUGCUUUAAACUCUCAAAAUCAGUGAUAAAAAACUGAAAAAGGGGGAAAAAAAAAGCGAAAACCAGAAAUUGUUGUCCAUAGAGCAACUUUGCUGCAAGACGCCCUUUUGGCGCUCACUUUUUAGCAAGGCUUGAAAAGUUCUGAUUUGUCUGCGCUCUCCUCUCUCCCACGUGCUUUUUUCACAUUUCUAUGACCUCGCUGGUGAGAGAGAAGAGGGCGCAGACAGGUCAGACAGUUUCAAAUUUUGGCCAAUAAUUCACAUGAGAACUACAAUGAAAAACGAUUUUCCAUUUUAUUUCAAAAUAGACUCGUUUCUAAAGCCUUCGGUCGCAUUUGGAAUGGCUCGCGGAGCGGAUGCGAAGCGGUUGAAUUAUUAAAAAAAUGACUUGAAUGACUUGAAAUCGAUUUCGCUGUAGAUUACAGCACCCAAAGCCAUUCCAAAUGCGACCAUGAAUUUUUCUUGAGAUUAAAGUCACGUUAUCACUUAAGAGGUCCCUCAAAAACCACUUGGAGAAAACUCUUAAGUGAUCACUAAGGCCGCCUCCAUAGAUAAAAGCCAGUAUUUUGAGUCCAAGUGGCCACUAUAGUAGCUUUAAUGCUCUAGUAGUGCCACUUACACUUCUACAAGGCCAUUAAUUCGACUACUAUAGUGGCCACUUAAACGUCAAAACCCCUAAAGUGCCCCCGUCGAAUUUCAGGAAGGAAGAAAAGCGGUCGGUGGACUGGUCUCGGCACGAUUGCGAAUCCGGGAGCCGAUUGGUGACGCCAAGGCGCAGAGCCUACCUCAAAAAUGGCUCAUUCUUGAUGAUUAA
Messenger RNA from Caenorhabditis auriculariae, 16480 nucleotides. The record is from the annotation of a GenBank genome assembly. NCBI's taxonomy places the organism in Eukaryota, Metazoa, Nematoda, Chromadorea, Rhabditida, Rhabditidae.